This is a messenger RNA of Hyla sarda, 3759 nucleotides long. RefSeq names its product GRAM domain-containing protein 2B-like. The transcript has 13 exons. The coding region runs from base 551 to 1618 and encodes 355 amino acids. Lineage: Eukaryota; Metazoa; Chordata; Amphibia; Anura; Hylidae. The record is from RefSeq and is a predicted model, not a curated record.
UCACAAUAGACAGGGGGCUUUCUAGAUCUAACAAGUAACUACUUCAUGAAGGUGUGUGGCAUCAUAAACAGUGAAGUAUGGUGUGGGGCACAAGUUGGCACCAUUCUCCCUCCUGCUACAUAUUCCAAAGCCGUGGCGCCCUCUUUACUGUGAUGUCACGAUAUCCAACUUGUGGAAAAUAGGCGGGAACAUUACAGGUCCCAUUAUCACCUAACACUCCUUUCACUUUUUGGUCUUUUCCUCAUAGCUGACACGGCCAGUCAUAUGACAUUCCAGCUGGUCCAGGCUACACCCACAAUAAAGUAGCAGCGGGGCCUGGCAGGCGGUUUCCUGUACUGUGUGUGAGGACAUGGCGGGGACAGCCUCCAUAGCGUCACUGUGGUGUGUGGAGGCGUGACUGACAGGAUGAGCUGAGGGGGACGGGUUCUCAUCUUGUCAUAUGGCACACAAGCAUCCUGUGUGGGAACAUGACGGGCUCCUGGGUUUGCCAACACACAUGGUAAAGUUUUUGUUUUAGGCUGGAGAGGGAUCUAUUCUGGCGGUGCCAAGCAUGAAGCUGAUCGGCCGAGCUGGUCGGGAGAGUGCCACGUUGCCUAUCAGUAUUUCUCCAGAUUCUUCAUUGGGCACCAGGAAAAUAAAGAAGGGUAAAAAACGACUUGCAGACAUUAAGUCAUUCAGUCUUGAAGAACCUCUUCAGGGGGAUGGUGGUGAGAAAGCAGAGAGAGUUGGAGGCUUGAUCAGGUCAAAAACUUAUGAUCCAUCUUCAUCUCUGAAGACAACAGACAAUGAUCCUUCAACAGACAGGCGCCGAUCUAUCACUAGCAAUCUACCGAAACAUAAUCUUACAUUCCACAAGAUAUUUCGGGAAAUUAGUGAAGAUGAAGAGCUAAAAGAUAGUUUUACUUGUGCCCUCCAAAGAGAGGUCUUGUAUCAAGGACGGCUCUAUAUCUCCCACAGCCACUUAGGAUUUUUUUGCAGCAUGCUGCGCAAGGAGAUCAAGGUCUUGAUUCCUGUCAGUUCAGUGAUUCUUGUUAAAAAAGCUAAUACUGCUUUACUAGUGCCUAAUGCCCUUAGUGUUCGGACCAUUGAUGGGGACAAGUAUCUGUUUGGGUCUCUGCGUAACAGAGAGAUGUGCUACCAUGCAGUUCGCUCUGUGUGCCCUAAUCUUCAAGAUGGCAGUACUUGCAACACUCCAUCAGCGACAUCUGUAGAACCAAAUUCAGAACAGUGCAGUAAAACUCUGGACUCCAGCCAUUCUGAUCUAGAGCAGACACCACAUGAAUCGGAUAGUGCAGAGAACUGGGCCAAAGAAGUAGAUGUUGCAUUUUUGGUGCAAAACCAAAUAAGAUCUAGUAGCAAUGAAGUAGACGGGCAAGCUCAAGAUCAUUUUCUUAACGGGGAUGUUUGCCAAGACAAGACUUCUUCUGACAACAGCCACACACAGUGGGCAGAUCCUAGGGCUGUGAAUAUUCUUCUUGUUAUCUAUAUGCUGCUGGUUUUACUACUACUUUUCUCAUCGGGGUAUAUUGGGUUACGUAUUAUGGAGCUGGAGAACCAACUGAACAUUAUGGGGGCUUGGCCAAGAGGAGAUGAAACUCAGGGAUCUCAAGAUACUUGAGGUAACAAUACCAACAUGAUUGCCUGUCCUAUUUAUAACUCGGUCUACGUGAAAGAAGAGACUUGUGGAUCAAACCCAGAUGAGUGCUUCAGUGGUUGAAUGGAAUCGCCUAAAUGAAGAUCACUCCUUCCAAACUGAAAUUCAGUCAUGGCAACAUUCACAGGGAUCCUAAACAAGUCAUACCGGAAGUGAGAUGAUAAACGGAUUGGUCUUCAGAUGGACAGCAGAUUUGCACAAACUAAGACACUUAACAGAUUUACUGUUUUUCUUAAAAAAAUGAACGAGAAACCAUUUAGUAUUUCACACACUCAGGUAUUUCAGAGCUUGUGUCUGUGCAGUAGUGAAUGUCUCAAAUGCGAAAGAUUUCAGGAGAUUCUGGGAAUAUUUUUAUGCUUUCUCACAAUCUGCAAAUGUGGAAUCUUGCCCACUGCAAUACAAGUUACACAGAAUCAGGCACUAAAUCCAAUGAACUAAAGACCCAGAAGAAAUCCAGAGCUAAAUCAUCGGGACAAUGUUAAUUGCCUUUACUAACAAAUGACUUAUCUGUAUGUAUUAAGCACAUUAUCCCAGAGUUUUAAAGGUAGAUAUAAAUGAACAGUCCAUAAUCACUAUGUAAUGUGUAGGGUGGCCUAAAGGCUUAACAUUGCAUAAAAUGUUUAAAUCUAGUUAUGUAACAACUAGAAAACUGCACUAUCUCUAAAGAUCAGUGAUUUAUGUAAUUCCACAGCCACCUUUCCGCGAAUAUAGCAGAAUGCUAACUCAAACCUGUAGCUGAGAAUCCUAAGAAACAUUGCACCUAAACCUAAAGGGGUUAUCCGAAUAAUAGGAAUUAUACUUACUUUUUGCUUUGUACAGCUAUCUAAUAUACUAAAUAUCAUGUAUUAGGUGUUCUGCCACUUCCAGAUGGCUAUUGCCUCCAGGAAGUGGCGGAAUUCCUUAUUUCUUCUCUCUAUUCCAUUUCCAAAGUUGCUCGAUCCCCUUGCUGCCCCCACCCUCCGAUACAGAGCCCACGUGAUGCUCCUGCUGGCUUUCUGCAGCAUCUUUUUUUUUGCUAAACUUAGCUUUCACUGCAUCUCGUGGAGGGGCUGUAAUAAUAUAACAAAUAAAAGUUCCCUGCAGUCAGACAUGAGCCGCUCUGACUGCCAGGAUUUGUUGUAUUAGGACGGCGUGCUCCUUGCUGCAUAGCAGAAGCACCCAAACAUCCAUAUAGGAGCACCAGCGGCACGGAAGUGACAAAAAGUUCAAGAUACAGAAACAGCAAGGUAAUACUAUAGCAUGUGUUUUUUUUUUUUUUUCCCCAUAAAUGCGGAUAACCCUUCUAAGUGUUUAGGGACUGCUGCCAUUGUAUGUUGCAGAAGUGCAUUAGAAAGUAUUGGUGACACUGUGUUAUGCUAGUAUAUAUGUAACAGACGAGGAUACCAAAUUGUCUGCCGAUCCAGCUUGGUCACCUUUUCAAGUUGCUAGGCAAUUUGCAAAACAUUUUUGGGUUUUGUUUUGCAAGUUCUGCACUUGCAUCAUGUAUUUAUUAGAAAGCCUGAAAGUUUCCCUAAUAAAUACCUACAAUGGGAAACUCCAGUCACAUAAGUUGUCCUGUAAUAUGAAACUUUCCAACCUUAGCACAGCACUUUUACCUCGAGGUUUUUAUGAAUGGAAAAUAGAAAAUUAAUGUUGUAUCUGCUUGGAAAGCAUUGGAUGUCACUUAAAAAAAAAAACUUGGUUUCGCUGUGGAUAUUUAAAACUGUCCUUUUGUGAGCCAUGGCAAUGUGCGGUCAUUCAAUAAGAACUACUGCAGAUUUUGUAAAGCAUCUGUAUGAUCCUUUGAUUACCUCAUUACUAUGCAAGUACAACUUAGAAAAUGCCAUCUCCAAGACUUGUAUUUAUAUGAACUGUUAUUUAAUCAACAGAUGUAAUAUAAUCUCUAAAAUUAUUUGUAUUUAUGUAAACUGUUGUUUUGUCAACAGAUUUUGUAAUAUAAUUUGAGAUGAUGUAUAUUGACAGAUUUUUUCAUAGAAUAUUUAUAAAUAUUGCACUGUAGUCUUUUUUUUACUAGAUUAACAUCUCCAGGAAUAAACAUUUUUCUUGAAAUUUUUAUAUUGCUCAUAAAUCUUAAAAAGAACACCUAUCACCAUACAGACCUUUCU